Molecule: messenger RNA, 2461 nt
Organism: Styela clava
Lineage: Eukaryota; Metazoa; Chordata; Ascidiacea; Stolidobranchia; Styelidae
Product: ubiquitin-conjugating enzyme E2 S-like
Source: RefSeq, a predicted model, not a curated record
GCUAAGAUCAAUGUUGACUCUGGUCACGUGACUAGUUUUAAAUCAACGGCAUCUGACGUCACAAAUCGUAGUACUGUUCUUUUAAUCCUCAUACCAAAGCCUUGAACACAGAAAAAAUAGAAAGGGUUUGGCUUUCGCGUAUAUUGGAUUGCAGGCUACUCAGUCCAAGUGGACAUAUGAUUGUAGGAGGGACACUUAGCUGAAAAAUGUCAAUGCAUGGAAAUCAAGAAAAUCUAUCCCCUCAAGUAGUGAGACAAGUUUAUAAAGAGUUGAAAUCUUUAGCAACAGAACCAAUUGAAGGAAUUCAAGUCACUGCGAAUGAAGAGGAUGUGUCAGAAAUUCAAGCAAUUUUGGAUGGCCCACAGGGCACACCGUAUGCUGGGGGUAUUUUUAAAAUGAAACUCUGCCUAACUAAAGAAUUUCCUGCGAGUCCACCCAAGGGAUUUUUCACCACUAAAAUAUUCCACCCAAAUGUGAGCAGUUCUGGGGAAAUUUGUGUCAAUGUUUUGAAAAAGGAUUGGCAUUCGAAAAUGGGAAUAAGGAAUGUACUCCUGACUGUCAAAUGUCUUCUUAUUCAUCCAAAUCCUGAAUCUGCGUUAAACGAAGAAGCAGGAAGACUCUUAUUAGAACAUUACAAAGAUUACGCCUCUCGGGCCAAACUUAUGACUGAAAUUCAUGCUAUGCCAAAUGGAAAGUUGGCAAGUACAAGACCAGCAGAUGAUAGACCUUGUUCUAGUGAUCAUAGUUCCACUGGAGAAAGUGGUCCAGCAAACAAAAAACAAGCAACAGAAAAAAUUAUUUCAGAAAAAAAGCGAAAAGAGAAAAAACGUGGUUUAAAACGAUUGUGAUAGAAUUACACUUUAUAACAAUGAAUUAAAAAAAAUUACCUGUCAAGAAUGAGCGAAAUUGUGCCAUUCAAGGAGUCAAAUUUUACUUAGGAUCAUAAAUCAUGGGGUCAAAAGUGACAAAUGACAUCAAACAAAUUUUGCCUGGGCGGAGAUUAUGUCAUUGGGUGGUAAAUAAAAGUGUCUGAUCAAUUUUAUGAUGUAUUUAAACCUGUUUUAUUUUCUGAUCUAAGAUUUUUCGUCCAAUUAACAUGAUAUUUGUUCUAUAAUUUGCGGUUGACGGGAAAGAUACAAAUAUUAUUCACAUUUCGCUACUGUUAUAUAUAUAUACAAGUUUGGUGCUCAAUCAAACUUGUACAAAACUAAUAUUUGUUGGAGAGUCAUAAGGUCACAGGUUCUAGAACCAAAUGCAUUGUAAAAGAUUAGCAUUGAAACAUCAUUUAGGAAUUGAGCAAAGCUAUUUAUUCAAUUUGAAUUCUGGGUAAACAGACUCUUAAAAAAACAUUUAGUCGUCUAGUUGACAAACCUGCUAAUGUUUAUAAGAAUUUAAAUCCUAGUUUAUAUUUACUGCACAGAAAAUUGCCGGCAAUCAGCGACUUUGAUUUUCCCACAACUCAUGGUAUAACAAUCUUAAAGGGUUAAAAUCAAAUCAGUGAAAAUUCGAGAGAAUAUUGAUGACUUGUACAAGUUUCAAUAGUGGCAUAUUGUACUUGAGUUUGCUGUAUUUUAUGAAUAAUGAGCAAGCGAUCAUCAAACACUAACUUGCUUUCAAUUUCUAUAGCAGUGGCAAUUUCAUAAUAUUAACACUGCCCUAUAGAUUCGAUUGCUUGCAACGUCAACUUUUAUAGUAAAAUAUCAAAAAACCCAUCCCAAGUAUAGUAUAUGCUCAUGUAUUUACUAAAGCAAGUGUAAGAUGGUCUUUUCUCACAUUUCAGAAAUAGUUUUUUUGUUCAUGCAUGCAUCAAUAUACGUUGAUUUAUAUUUUAUGAUUGUUAACUUCAGGUCACAAAAGUUUAUAUGUGUUUGCACUACCAGCCUUCUGUAACACAAGAUUGGUAUACAAGAUCUAGCUUUUAUAGUAUUGUAGAGCUUGGUCGAAAAUAUCCAAAACUAAUUCGAUGGCAUAUCACGUAUACUUUUUUAUACAAUGAAAUCUCAAAAAUGUUUUCUUGUCAUUUUAUAGUUGGAGAAGAUGUAACUUUAAUCUCAUAACUCUUGAAAACAAAUCAGAGCAAUAUUUUCCCAACUAUAUAUAUUUGUACAAAUUUUUUAUGGAAAUAUGACUUAGAAAUCUCAAAUAAAAUCCUGACGUCAUAAUUUCAAAUCAUUUGGUCUUACUCAUCCCUGCUUGAUGUUGAAUAAAUUUUAUAUUAUAAGAUGUGUAUGGCUUACUGAGUAAUAUUAUGUUGGAUUAUUCCUCUUAUAUGACAGUGGCAAUAGUGUGUUCGAUUAUGUAAUCGUAACUCAAGAUAUGUCUACACGGUUUGUAAUGCUUGAAUUCUACAACUUCUAUUUUCCUGUCCUUGCAUUGCAUAUCUUUGUAUUCGAAUAAAAAAGUUUUUUCAUAUUUUUAAUAGAAUUUUGUUGAAUAUACAGUGCAUUUUCUGAUCAUGGUA